Molecule: messenger RNA, 5022 nt
Organism: Scleropages formosus (Asian bonytongue)
Lineage: Eukaryota; Metazoa; Chordata; Actinopteri; Osteoglossiformes; Osteoglossidae
Product: oxysterol-binding protein-related protein 8-like
Exons: 23
Coding region: 855-3488 (877 amino acids)
Cellular component (GO): membrane; cytosol; cortical endoplasmic reticulum
Molecular function (GO): cholesterol binding
Source: RefSeq, a predicted model, not a curated record
AGAAAAGUGUCUGCUAAAUAAAUACAUGUAAAUGUAAAAUAUAAUGUAAUCUGUUCACAUGAAUCAUCAGAAGUGGUGUCACCCCCAAGAACUCAGAGAGGUGAGGGUCGUACGUUGGUCUGCAGUUUUCGUUUUAAAGCAUUUUUCCAGAUAACGACCAAGCUGGAAAGCCAAAUAUUGCUCUGGGUUCUGAGAAGUUAUCUGUCCGCUCUGACGGGUGACGUUUGCAACCUCUCCUUUGUGCCGUGUUUGUUUUCCAUGCUGGGGGAGGAAAUUAAACCGCUCUGUCUAUUGGUGCAGAAGUGCAAAUAAACCGUUGUGCGUGCAAGGAGGGGGAGAGAGGGAGACGACGAGAGCCUGAUGGAACGGAACUGAGAGGAUGAGAGAAGCAGUGGGGAAUUUAGGAAUAAACAAAAUGGGAAAGGGGUAGAAAAGGGAGGCCAUGUCUGCAAGGGUGGAUGCGAGAAUAGGGGAGAGUUGGAAAGGGAGCAGGUUUAAUAGAAGCAGCAGGCGUUGCGACAAUGUGAGCGAGCGAGGGAGAGGGGGAGGGAGGGAGGGGGGUGGAGCGAGCAAGUGAGAAAGGGAGAGAGAGCAACGCAUGCUUUCCAGCAAAGUCUCUGGGAGGGUUGGCCGUGAGCUCGAACGCUCGGCGUCACACAUCUUGAGGCAGAGACGGCAACAGCAGCAGCAGGGGGUCUCUCAAACCCGAUCCCCCCAGGGGGCAGCAUCUCAAAGGACUUCCUGUGGAGCAGCUCGGCCCCGGCGGUGCGGUGCCCGUCUGCUGACGUUUAUUCACUCCCUCGCAGGGGAGAAAGAAGGGGGCGGAAAAGGGGGAACCGAGAACGGCUGCCUUAAUGCCCAGUGAAGAUGCUCAGCCUUUGACCGCGGGGAGGAUGAGCCAGCGACAGGGGAAGGACAGCCUGCAGGUUCCGGGUAGAGAUGUCCUCGCUAGCCCGAGUCUCAGCCCAGGGGUCGGCCACGGCUUCGGUUUUGACAGGGUUAGGGACGACAUUCUGCCACUAAGGGAAGACUCCACGCACUCCAUCUCCAAGAGCAAGUCUGAGACCAGGCUCUACAACGGGUCCGACAAGGAUGUCCCGGCACCCGGGACCAAGCUCACCAAGAAGGAGUCCCUCAAGGUGCAGAAGAAGAACUACCGUGAGGAGAAGAAGCGCGCCACCAAAGAGCUGCUCAGUACCAUCACUGACCCGUCCGUGAUCCUCAUAGCCGACUGGCUCAAGAUCCGAGGCACCUUGAAGAGCUGGACCAAGCUGUGGUGUGUGCUGAAGCCAGGGGUUCUUCUCAUCUACAAAACCCAUAAGAACGGCCAGUGGGUGGGCACAGUGCUGCUGAACGCUUGCGAGCUCAUUGAGCGGCCCUCCAAGAAGGACGGCUUCUGCUUCAAGCUCUUCCACCCACUGGAGCAGUCUAUUUGGGCUGUCAAGGGUCCGAAAGGUGAAGCCGUGGGGUCCAUCACCCAGCCAUUACCUAGCAGCCACCUCAUCUUCCGUGCCGCCUCUGAGUCUGAUGGCCGGUGCUGGAUGGAUGCUCUGGAGCUGGCUCUCAAGUGCUCUGGCCUGCUAAAGCGAACCAUGAUCCGGGAGGGCAAAGAGGAGCUGGGCUCCAGUUCAGAGCACUCCCAUGUGAACUUCUACAGCCUACUGCGCGCCAACAACCUUCAGGGCCCCGAGGGCUUCCACUUCAAUGACGGCGACCACUUCAAAGACCAGGAUCUGUACUCGGACAAGUCUGACCGGGAGAAUGAACAGGAGCGUGAGGAAUCGGAUAACGACGGCCUGGAAAAGAGCGAGGAGAGUGACAGUGACACGUCAGAGCGCCAGGAUGACUCCUAUGUGGAGCCAGACCCCAACGAGGUGCUGCGGGAGACCCCGUACACGGAGCAGUCCCACGAAGAGUUGGGCGAGGUGGGCGAGGCCUCGCAGACCGAGACAGUCUCUGAAGAAAACAAGUCCCUGAUUUGGACAUUGCUGAAGCAGGUCAGGCCCGGCAUGGAUCUGUCCAAGGUGGUCCUGCCCACGUUCAUUCUUGAACCACGCUCCUUCCUGGACAAACUCUCCGAUUACUACUACCAUGCGGACUUCCUCUCCGAAGCUGCAUUAGAGGAGAAUGCCUACGAUCGGAUGAAGAAAGUGGUCAAGUGGUAUAUAUCUGGAUUUUAUAAAAAGCCAAAGGGGCUGAAGAAGCCGUACAAUCCCAUCAUUGGCGAGAUGUUCCGAUGCAUGUGGAUCCAUCCCAAAACCAACAGCAAAACUUUCUACAUUGCUGAGCAGGUCUCCCAUCAUCCCCCAGUGUCGGCCUUCUACGUGAGUAACAGGAAGGAUGGCUUCUGUCUUAGUGGCAGCAUCCUGGCUAAAUCCAAGUUUUAUGGCAACUCCUUAUCUGCCAUUCUGGAUGGAGAGGCUCGGCUGACCUUCCUGAACCGAGGGGAGGACUACACCAUGAACAUACCAUAUGCACACUGUAAAGGAAUCUUGUAUGGGACCAUGACGCUGGAGCUGGGCGGCCAGGUCACUAUCGUCUGCGAGAAGACAGGCUACAGUGCCCAGCUGGAGUUCAAGCUGAAGCCCUUCCUGGGCAGCAAUGACAGCGUGAACCAGAUCUCUGGGAAGAUCAAGCUGGGAAAGGAGGUGCUGGCCACCCUCGAGGGACACUGGGACAGCGAGAUCUUUGUCAAUGACAAGAAGACUGGUGUGGUGGAUAUGUUCUGGAACCCCACGCCAGAGCUGAGGCAGAGCCGGCUGACCCGGUGCACGGUGCCGCCUGAGGAGCAGGGCGACUUUGAAUCUGAGAGACUGUGGCAGCACGUGACUCGGGCCAUCAACAACAAGGAUCAGACAGAGGCCACCAAGGAGAAGUUCCUGCUGGAGGAGGUGCAGAGGAAAUGCGCUCGCGAGCGUAAAGCCAAAUGUGAGGAGUGGACGCCGGCCCUCUUCGAGCAGGACCCCGUCACGGGGGAGUGGCAUUACCGCUAUGCCGACACGCGACCGUGGGACCCUCUGAACGAUUUGAUUCAGUUUGAGAAAGACGGCUGCAUCCAGACCAAAGUGCGCCACCGCACUCCCAUGGUACGUUCUGGCAGUGUAAUUAGUCUCAGUAACCAAGGGGCCAGGAGAGACAAUUACAAGUGUCAGGUUGCUGCAUCCAAGAGGAAGCACAAACACAAAGGCACAGAGCGCCGCUGCUCAUCUCCUGAAUGCGACCGCCAUGACUCCUCUGGCAGUGAGAGGCGGAAAAGUAAGCACAGCGGACGACUGAGGAAAAAAGUGACAGACCUCAGUGAGCUGCAGCGUGCCAUUGAGUGCAUAAAACAAACGCAAGAGGAAAUCAAUAGGAGCAUCGCUUCCCUCCGCAACCGAGCCGGCGCUGAGCAGGUGCAGCCGGAGGCCAGCUUGCUGCACCAACGUGACUACGUAGUCGUCAUCUUCCUCAUCUUCGCACAAAUUGUCAUCAACUUCCUAUUCAAGUAGCCAGAGGUGCGGGCGGAGCGCUGGGGCGGGAUGGUCAAGGGAGAGUGAACCGUACUACACCCAGAAUUUUCCGCACAUGGCUAUCCCUGCCAGUCAGUGGGAAGACAAGGGGUCGUUUCCUCUCCCAAGACCUUACAAGACUCAUCAGAGCAUUUUGAAUAUCCCAUUAAUAGUGGGACACCCGCGCAUUCACUCUGUUGUUUGGUGUCAAGUGGCAAGAGAUCCUGUUUCAGAAACCUUGGGGUGUCUCUCUCUCUCUCAAUGGGGAUGGAUCUCAUUGCCACUGUGUUUGAUUUAGAGGCGGUUAUAUUUUGUCCAUUUUUUUUUCCCUUUUUUGCCUUUCUCACUUGUUUGAUUGUGGUCUUCUGUGAGCAGACCUACAAAUCAGCAGAAAUUACUGAGCUUUUUUAGGUUCACGCGACAGGAUUUGAACUUUACCUCUCCACCGCGCGAAGAGCAAAGGAAGACAAACUAGAUUUGUAACAAAAAUUUACAGCCCAAUUUCAGUUGCAAAGCUGCCGAAAAUGAUGACUCAUUUCCGACACUCCCUAAAAACUUUGGGUGCAAAAUGGAAUAAAAUAUGAAAGAGGUUUAUGGGAAGUCCCGAGAUUCUUCCGGAGUCAGGCCUUCCUGUUUUAAUUUCACUGUAGGGAAUAAUAGCAUCUGACUCGAGAAGAAAACGACUUUUGCCACGUAGCAGCUACCGUAGGUACUUAUAAAACGUGACUGUUUCUCACUGUCAGUGUACUAGAUGUUAAAUAAGAAGCUGAAAGCCAAAUACGGUUUGUAGAUUAGAGAGAGUGCAUCAAGACACAAAAUGUAACUACAGUACACACCUUGCGGUAGCAUUCUGAGGAUUCGUCACAGAUGCAGUUAUUGGCUGUCGUGUCUUUUGUUCGGCUGCAUGCGUGUUGCCGCGUGUCUUUCAUAUGUCUCAUAUGUGGUCACAGGCCAUGAGAAGCCAGACCAGAUGUGGUAACAAACUGUCGUAUUAUAGUGCCUUCCAGGGUAGGUUUUUAACAUAUAUGUUGGGGUUGCGGGAGGGGUGUACAUAUGUGCCAUAACACGUCUUGGACGCGUGCCACGGACCUUCUCAGAGUGGAUCAGAGAAUUUUUUUCUUUUUUUUUUUUUUUUCUGUUUGUAUCUUCUUGGGCUUUUUCCAACCGUUGGCUCUGCUGUGUGUGUUGUUACUCUGAGAUGUCGUUCAUUCCUUUUCUUACUUGUGCUUUUGUUCGGAACACUGUCUCUGUUUUAUAUGGGACACUCGUCACUCUUAGAACAGAUCCUGAUAUAUUUUAAAACUUGUCUGCAGAUAAUAUGACGGUUCGCCAGGAAUUAAUGUAAACUUUUGAUUGCAGUCAUGUUGGUCUGUCUGAUAUAUGUACCGUGUACGUUUUAAAAAAAAAAAAAACUUUUAUCCUUUUAUCUUCACGCUUUUAAUAUUUAUUUGUAUGGUUACAAGAUGAUUUCUUGCACAUUCUUGUACAUCUUUGUACAUCAGUUCUAACAUCUCAAUAAAUACUAUGAACUGCA